AUGAAUGUUGGUUUGAUGGAUUGGAGGAAGCUCUUUGGGAGCACCGCUGAGCAGACCUUGGAGUUUUUCCCCCAAAUUGUUCGAGAAGGGUCUCUGAUUCCUUCGGUUCAGCCGCCUUCGGAGGUCCUUGAGGCGGGUGUACAGGUCAGUUUUGCAGGUAGGAAUUUGUUUGUUUUCUCAUUUUGCUAUGAAUUUGCUCGUGACUGGGUUUUGGAUAAUGGGACAUGGCAUGUUCAGAAUAAGUCUUUAAUCUUGAGGAAGUGGGAACCUAGUAUGAAGCGUUUAGAGUUUGAUCUUUCUCGUAUUUCUGUAUGGGUUCAACUUUACAACAUUCCUUUGGAGCUUUACUCACGUACUGGAUUAAGCUAUAUUGCCAGUGCGUUGGGUGUGCCAUUGUCUAUGGACUCUGUGACUGCGUCCAGGACUAGAUUGGAGUAUGCAAAAGUUUGUGUUGAAAUUGGAGUGAAUGAUACGAUCCCAAAAUUUGUAGAUGUUGUGUUGCAGGAUGGUUUUGCUGUGUCGAUUAGGGUUGUAGUCCCCUGGUUACCCCCUUGCUGUCUGAGAUGUAAUGUUUUUGGGCAUAGUGAGAAGGCUUGUCCUGAGCAUAUGCCCCAACUUGCUGUGAUUCAGGUCUGGAGGAAGAAAGGGGAUGUUAAUUGUCCUGGAAUCCCUGCUGUUGAUAGUACAGAGGCAUUAAAAGUAGCUAAUGAACCUACUGGUGAAAGGUUGGAGAGUUGUGGGGCGGACAAGUGUUCUGAAAUGCCCGUUGUUGGUGGAAUUGAGGUUUUGCAGGAAUCUGGUCAACCUGUUAGUAAGGAGCUGGAAAAUUGGGUAAAUUCUCAGGUGGAUGAGUUGGUUGUGGACUUGAUUAAUGAAGCUAAGGUUGCUAGUGAGGGGUCUGCUAAGCCUGCUACUGUGGAUUUCCCUCCUUUGCAAGCUUUGUCUCAGAAAAAGAAGACCAAGAAUAAAGCUAAAAAGCAAUUGGCUAGCUCUUCUAAUCGUUUUUAG
This is a messenger RNA of Hibiscus syriacus, 1008 nucleotides long. RefSeq lists its product as uncharacterized. Lineage: Eukaryota; Viridiplantae; Streptophyta; Magnoliopsida; Malvales; Malvaceae. The record is from RefSeq and is a predicted model, not a curated record. Bases 1 to 1008 code for a protein of 335 amino acids. The transcript has 2 exons.